ACGAAGUUGCCUCGUUUCUGCCGCUCAAGUCCACGGAGCAACGAUCGAGAAGAACCGAUCCUCUGGCGUUGCUGAACGUGCGUGAUCACGAAGAAACUACGGAGAUACGGUAGCGGCCAAAGAUUCGCCGAGCGACGAUCCUCCAUCACCAGUUGUUCGAGUGAACCGUUUGCAUAGACUUCGAUCGCGUGUGUCGCGUUUUACGUCGUGCUGACUACGAAGACCGUCCAUAGGGAAUCGCCUGGUGGCGCGGAAAGGCGAAGGAAGUUCCUCAAGAGGAACCCAGCCGGUAUCCGGCGUUCGAUCAACGCCAUCUCUAACUAUACUUAGAUCAAAUUUAAUCAUGGAGAAUGAAGUAACUACGACCUCUGACAUACCCAAGACGCCAGAAGGUAUUAAAGGAUGGUUAGGAUCGGUGUUUAUCGCCACGUCACAAACUAUCGUAGGCCAAGCAUUCUUCAAAAUGGUCGACUCGUUUCUCUGGAGUAUCGAAAAGUCUGCACAAUGGAGCUUACCAGCUCAGGAAAUCGAAGCUGAGGACAAAGGUAAAGUAUUCGGGAAGAUGCAACUUGUCAGACCGCUACCGUGGAUAAUAUUUCUGCCAGGAUUACUGAUCCUUCGAAUCAUCAGAUGUACAAUUAACGUUGGUGCUUAUAUUUUCGGCUAUCCACAAAUCCAACCGAUUACAAUGGUAAGAUUCGUGCAAAGGAGUCGUAGACGAUUAAGAGCGCUGAACUUGAAGAUAGCGAGAUCAAUGCGGCGUAGUCCGACUAGCAAGGACAAGAGAUUGACGAUGAUCGAGGCCAAGAAGGCCUUAAUCAGAUCCAUCAGAUUGACUUUGUCGACUUUGUCUUGUUUGGAUACGUCCAAAUCAUUGCCUUCGCCACCACCAACGAAAAUUCGCAUAAGUCAUACGGAUCUUGAACCGGUGGCAACGCCGGACGAAAAAUCAACCACAGAAUCUGUCGACAGUCCGAUACACCAUGAAGCGAAGCGCAAAUUUUCUCAGAUCAGUUCGGAUGAAGAGAAUAUCGACGGGUCGGAUGGCGAAACGCUGGAUGUGAAACUUGGAAGAUUGGCCAUGGAAGAUAGCGCAGACGAUUUAGAUUUUAACCUUGCCACGUGUAGCACAGGGAUCAACACAGCAUCCAGCUCGGUGAGCAGCGACGAAGCGGAAAAAGAUGUGUCUUUAACGGAGUUGAGGGAUAUUCAGAAGGAAGCUAAUGAAUUUCUCCAAAACGUGGCUAUGCUAACAUCUUCGGAGACAGUGAUGCCGAAUUUGGAGAAAUUGGAGGGCACCCUGGAUGGCGAGAAAUACGGCGUGGACAGUUCGGUAUCCGAACGCCGAAAGCCGAUCUGUACGUGUAAACAGUUUAUCGAUCAUGAAGUAACGUCUACGUCGGAGCAAUUACCAAUAGACCAGAUCUCGUCACCGCAAGAAACCGAUGAAGUGUUCAUGAGAAGCCAAAACGAGCCAGCAACUUGCGAAUUACCGCCAGUGCAAGAAUCUUGCGAAUUACCGCCAGCGCCAGAAUAUUGCGAAUUACCGCCAGCGCCAGAAUCUUGCGAAUUACCGCCAGCGCAAGAAUCUUGCGAAUUACCACCAGCGCAAGAAUCAUGCGAAUUACCACCAGCGCAAGAAUCAUGCGAAUUACCGCCAGCGCCAGAAUCUUGCGAAUUACCGCCAGCGCAAGAAUCUUGCGAAUUACCACCAGCGCAAGAAUCAUGCGAAUUACCACCAGCGCAAGAAUCAUGCGAAUUAGCGCCAGCGCAAGAAUCAUGCGAAUUACCGCCAACGCAAGAAUCUUGCGAAUUACCGCCAGCGCCAAAAUUUCGCGAAUCACCGCCAGCGCCAAAAUUUCGCGAAAUACCAUCAGGGCAAGAAUCUUGCGAAUUACCGCCAGCGUCAGAAUCUCGCGAAUUACCACCAGCGCCAGAAUCUCGCGAAUUGUCAGCAGCGCCAGAAUCUCGCGAAUUACCGCCAGUGCAAAAAUCUUGCGAAUUGCUCUCAACGGCAGACUCGUGCGAAUUACAGCCAGAAUCUUGCGGAUUACCGCCAAUCCCAGAAUCUUGCGAAUCAACGCCAACCCCCAAAUCUUGCGAAUUACCGCCAGUUCCAGAAUCUUGCGAAUUGCCGUCAGCACCAGAAUCUUGCGAAUUAUCGCCAGCGCCAGAAUCUUGCGAGUUGCCGCCAUCUCAAAUACCUUGCGAAUUAACGCCAGCACCAGAAACUUGUACAUCAGCGGAAGCUCAUACUCUGGACACAAAAGAAUUCCCAAUUGUGCAAGAAAAGGAUCACAUGCCCGAAAAACUUGAACAUCACCGAGAUACCAACUAAACCUUCUUGACUCAAACACUCAACCUGAAUAGAAAUGCUGUCCUCUCCAACCUUCCCCUAGAUAGGAAUCGUAAAAAGGGGGAAAGACGAAAACAGAAUCUCCUGACCAUAUUAGGACGAUUAUAGAUCACAAUUGGAAUUUUACGAAAAUCGAUUCUCUUCUUUUUUAUGUUCCUAGUUUUUAGCGAUCACUCGUCAUCGAUAAAGUCGACAAAAUCGAAUUGCGCACGGCCGUCGCCUAAAUUAAAAAAUCGAGAUAUAUUUAUUUUGAGCACCGCUAACGUUAAUAUUCUAAAUUUCAACGACACUGAUUUCUAAAUUUGAUAAUUUCAAGCUACUAAUUAAGGGUACGUAAUUAUUUGAGACACCACUGAUGCUGAUAUUCUAAGUUUCAACGGUUCUCGUUUGUAAAGUUAAUGAUUCAGUGUAAAUAUACGCUUCUUACUUCGUUUGAUCCAUUUUGGGCUAAAUGACUUUAUAAAUUCGUGUUGAACGUUUUUCUGACAUUCGAGAUUCUGAUACUCGGGGAAAAAGCUAUAUCGAGAAACAGCGGUCUGAUCGUUACGAAAGUUUCGUUCGAGACGGCAAUGUAUCGCUAGCACGACCAACGAUAAAAAAAAUUCUGGCAGAUAAUAGGAGAUAAUGGUUGAGCGAUUCACAGGGCAGAUGGGAUUCUAGCCACUUGUGCAAUAUUUGGUAAAAAAUGUCCGAUCUAUUCGGCAUGGUGUAAACUUGCACGACGUUUUCUCGUGUUGCUCAAAGUACAAAAUGGGACGCGUUAUCGUGUUCAGCCUCCCGCUUCAGAGAUAAUUCGCGUAGCCAUUUAUCGUGGUUGCAAUUUUUCAUGCGCGGUCAGUUUGUAAAAAUAACGUCGGGAGAAAAAGUUGGAGCUACUCCUGUAAAAUUUAUAAUCGAUAGUAAUUAAUAGAGAAUUAAAUUAAGAGGUAGUAAUUACAUAGCAGAAUGUUCUUGAAACUUCGAAGAUUAUUCUUGAAGAGAAGGCCACGAGUAUUGAUAAUUAUUUUAAAAAGUAAAUUAACAAAAAUCGAAUAUCGUCGUAUUGGUGAAAAUUAAAUUAACACGUGGUAAUUAGAAUAUAAAAUGUAAUUAGAGUGUAUCGGAUAUAUCGAUGCACUCGAAGUUUCAAAAAUCAGAUUCGCAUCGUUGAAGCUUCAAGGGGAUCAUUCUGUUCUCUAGUUUCUAUUCAAUUUCAAAAAACAAAAUAAAGACACUAUAUAUUGAAGAAGACUGAAUAUGAUUACUUAGAAAAGCUUGAUCUCUCAGAGCUGGAAUAACAUUUUAGAUCACGUUAACGAUAUAUUUUACGAGCGAUUAAAAACCCCGAUAUAAAUUUUCCUAAAUAAUCAUAUUAAAUUAACCUAAGAAGUGCGCACGAAUGUGAAAUUAUUCAAAAUGUUUUUAUAUUACUUUUGCAAAAUGAAAUUUUUAUUUUUGAACAUAGUGUCAUUUCUUAAUAAAGAAAGCCAUAUAUU
Bombus impatiens (common eastern bumble bee) is the source of this 3831-nucleotide messenger RNA. RefSeq names its product paternally-expressed gene 3 protein. NCBI's taxonomy places the organism in Eukaryota, Metazoa, Arthropoda, Insecta, Hymenoptera, Apidae. The record is from RefSeq and is a predicted model, not a curated record. Bases 344 to 2338 code for a protein of 664 amino acids. The transcript is spliced from 11 exons.